Andrographis paniculata is the source of this 2307-nucleotide messenger RNA. RefSeq names its product endoglucanase 25-like. Gene Ontology annotation, biological process: carbohydrate metabolic process. Gene Ontology annotation, molecular function: hydrolase activity, hydrolyzing O-glycosyl compounds. Lineage: Eukaryota; Viridiplantae; Streptophyta; Magnoliopsida; Lamiales; Acanthaceae. The transcript is spliced from 6 exons. The coding region runs from base 218 to 2074 and encodes 618 amino acids. The record is from RefSeq and is a predicted model, not a curated record.
CUGGAUUCGUCUCUCCCACAAAAGUCGACCAAAGUCCUAUUUUCACACCCCCAAAAUUAAAAAAAUCAGGAGCACCCAUUUCCUCUCACUCUACCUUUACUCUUCCAAGAACUGAUUUCCCUCUUCAAUUUCGGAUCAAAAAUCGCAGCUUGUUGGAUUUCACCUGUUAAUUUUUUAGGGUUUUUAGUUUUAGGUGAAAAUUUAAUUUAGGGAAGAGAUGAGCAUGUACGGGCGGGAUCCAUGGGGAGGGCCGCUGGAGAUUGCGGCGGACUCCGCCACGGACGACGACCGGAGCCGGAACUUGCAGGACUACGACCGGGCGGCGCUGUCGCGGCCGCUGGACGAGACCCAGCAGAGCUGGCUUCUGGGCCCCGGCGAGCAGAAGAAGAAGAAGUAUGUGGAUCUGGGCUGCAUCAUUGUCAGCCGGAAGAUCUUCGUCUGGACCGUCGGAACUAUUCUGGCCGCCGGACUUUUGGCCGGAUUCAUCACUUUGAUUGUCAAAACAGUCCCCCGCCACCACCACCGCCCCCCGCCGCCGGAUAAUUACACCCUCGCCCUCAACAAAGCCCUAAUGUUCUUCAAUGCUCAGCGCUCUGGGAAGCUGCCAAAGCACAACAAUGUAUCGUGGAGGGGUAAUUCUUGCCUGAACGACGGGAAGUCAGAUUCGUCGACGAUAUUCAAGGAUCUCGCCGGCGGCUAUUACGACGCCGGCGACGCGAUCAAGUUCAAUUUCCCUCAAUCAUUCGCCAUGACAAUGCUGAGCUGGAGCGUGAUCGAGUACAGUGCCAAGUACGAGGCGUCGGGGGAGCUCGCCCACGUUAAGGACAUUAUCAAAUGGGGAACGGAUUACUUCCUCAAGACAUUCAACCACACUGCCGACGAGAUCGAUCGAGUCGUCAUGCAGGUCGGAAAAGGGGAUUCGUCAGGAGGAACCGACGAUCCUAACGAUCACACGUGUUGGAUGCGGCCGGAGGACAUUAAUUACGACAGGCCUGUCGACGAAUGCCACAGCUGUUCGGAUCUUGCUGCAGAAAUGGCUGCGGCGUUGGCGUCUGCGUCGAUUGUUUUCAAGGACAAUAAAGCGUACUCGCAGAAGCUUGUGCACGGCGCUAGGACACUCUUUAAGUUUUCGAGGGAUCAGCGUGGUAGGUAUAGCGUCGGUAAAGAGGCCGCCACUUUUUACAACUCCACUGGAUAUUGGGACGAGUUUAUUUGGGGCGCAGCGUGGCUUUAUUACGCUACCGGGAAUUCGUCGUAUCUCCAGCUGGCUACUACUCCUGGCCUUGCUCGCCACGCCGGCGCCUUUUGGGGAGGCCCUUAUUACGGCGUCCUAAGUUGGGACAAUAAACUAGCUGGAGCGCAAGUGCUUUUGAGUCGAAUGAGAUUGUUUCUGAGCCCGGGCUAUCCUUACGAAGAAAUUUUGAGCGCAUUUCAUAACCAAACCGGCAUUUUUAUGUGCUCGUUUUUGCCGUAUUACACAACGUUCAAUCGAACUAAAGGAGGAAUGAUCCAAUUAAACCACGGAGACCCGCAACCUCUUCAGUACGUCGUCAACGCAGCUUUCUUGGCCACCGUAUUCAGCGAUUAUAUGAAAACUUCCAACACUCCCGGCUGGUACUGCGGGCCUCAUUUCUACUCAUACGAUGUCCUCAGAGAAUUUGCGCAGACUCAGAUGAAUUACAUCCUCGGCAAGAAUCCGAGGAAGAUGAGCUAUGUUGUGGGGUUCGGUAAUCAUUAUCCAAAACAUGUCCACCACAGAGGCGCAUCGAUCCCUCGCGACAAGAUCAAGUACACCUGCAAGGGAGGGCUGAAAUGGAAGAACUCGAAGAAACCAAACCCUCACACUAUCGUUGGAGCGUUGGUUGCCGGACCGGAUAGGCACGACGGAUUCCAUGAUGUCCGUGCUAACUAUAACUACACGGAGCCAACACUUGCCGGAAAUGCUGGUCUAGUUGCCGCCCUUGUCGCUCUCUCCGGCGAAGAUGACGGCCGGAUCGACAAGAACACGAUGUUCUCGGCUGUGCCGCCAAUGUUUCCGACGCCGCCGCCGCCGCCAGCUCCGUGGAAGCCAUGAAUGGUGCCUCUAAAUUCCCACUUUUUGUUUUCGACAAACCCCGCCGGUCUGGCCUAUAAAUGUUUUAGGUAAUUUUGGGAAAGAUUCUUUUGAGGAUUUAGGGCUGGUGUGGAGCUGCUAAGCUAACUGGUUUCUUGUCGACCCCAUUCAUGUGUGUCUGUCUGUCUCUAUGUAUAUGUAAGAAAAGCAAAUUAAACGACAUAUAUAUAUAUAGUAAUAUUCUUUGGACAAUA